AUGAUUUCUGAUCGUUGUGCAGCUUGCAAGUAUUCGAGAAGGAAGUGUCGUUCAGAUUGCAUUUUCUAUCCAUACUUCCCUUCCAAUAAUUCUGAAAGAUAUGCAUGUGUUCAUCAAAUCUAUGGUGCUAACAGUAUUAGGAGUAUACUCCAGCAAUUGCCAAUUCAUCUGCGAGCUGAAGCAGCAGAGUCAUUGUAUUAUGAAGCAAAAUGUAGAUUUGAAGAUCCAGUGUAUGGUUGUGCAGGGAUUAUUUCUCAAUUACAUCAACAAAUACGCAAUGCAGAGAGUCAAAUAGCAAAAGUCAGAGCACAGAUUGCCUUCCUCAAUUCUAAUGCACACGAAAUGGAUUCCAACACCAACAAUCUUAUUCAGGGACACAGCAAUAUUGGGCAGUCUCAAUUUCAAGCUCCCUAA
Messenger RNA from Ziziphus jujuba (common jujube), 414 nucleotides. Its product is annotated as LOB domain-containing protein 24. Lineage: Eukaryota; Viridiplantae; Streptophyta; Magnoliopsida; Rosales; Rhamnaceae. The record is from RefSeq and is a predicted model, not a curated record. The transcript has 2 exons. Bases 1 to 414 code for a protein of 137 amino acids.